Molecule: messenger RNA, 1140 nt
Organism: Acanthosepion pharaonis
Lineage: Eukaryota; Metazoa; Mollusca; Cephalopoda; Sepiida; Sepiidae
Source: the annotation of a GenBank genome assembly
AUGGUUUAUUGCGCAUGCGUAGCAUUCAUUUUUCCGUUCGGUUUUCAUUCGAAUAAAAAGAUGGGGCCGCAGCUGUCACCUCUGUUAGCGGCUUUUUCAUUCGUUCCCAUUUUGCAUCAGUUCUCUUCUCUUCGUGUUGCUGCACUGAUUACGAUUUCGCUGCGAAGAAUAAUGGUCGGCGGACGGCCUCGCGAGUCACGAUUUGUGGAACGGAUGCGUCUCACACUGAACAUCUUCAAGUUGUUCCAGCCAGCAGCUCAAUCAAUACCAGCCAGCAGCUCAAGUUGCUCCUACAAGCAGCUUAAGCAAUACCAGACAGCAGCUCAAGUUGUUCCAGUCAGCAGCUCAAGAAAUACCAGGCAGCAGCUCAAGUUGUUCUUGCAAACAGCUCAGUCAAUACCAGGCAGCAGCUCAAGUUGUUCUUGCAAGCAGCUCAGUCAAUACCAGGCAGCAGAUCAAGUUGUUCCUGCAAGCAGCUUAAGCAAUACCAGACAGCAGCUCAGGUUGUUCCAUCUUCUUCUUCUUCCGCUCCAUCCUCUCUCUUCCUGUACUAAUCAUCAUAAUCAACAUCUCUUUCUUUUUCAUACCAUUCCUCAUCUUCUUCUUCUUCUUCUUCUUCUUCUUCUUCUUCUUCUUCUUCUUCUUCUUCUUCUUCUUCUUCUUCUUCAUAAUCACCAUCAUCACGCGCAUCUUAAUCUACUUCUUCUACGUACCAUCAUGAUCAUCAUCUUCUUCCGGUUUAUCUAUUUACCUCCUCCCACUCGUAUAUUUUCCUCUUCCGCUUUCCCUCCCUCAGUGUUCCUCAUGCACACCCGCCUUAUAAUCCUCGUUGUCUUUCUCCUCCCCUUCCCCUUACCUUUUCAAUGUAUUCUUCUGCAUCGUCAUUGUUUUCCAGCUAUUUUUUUUUGCUGCUCUAUUUCUUCUUCCGCCCAUAAAUUCUUCCGGAAGAAUACCCGGACCAAGGUCGCGUAUUUUAAGAAUUUAAAACACCAAAGUAGGGAAAAAAAAGAAGAAGAAAGAAUCAUUAAUCCGAGAUUCGAACAGAAUCCGAGAGGAAGUCGUCCAUCUGGGCUUCAGAGAGGCUUUUAUCGUGACCUUGUUGUUGGAAAAUCCAAACUCACUCUCUUCCUUAUCCUUUGA